Molecule: messenger RNA, 3373 nt
Organism: Oreochromis aureus
Lineage: Eukaryota; Metazoa; Chordata; Actinopteri; Cichliformes; Cichlidae
Gene: gba1
Product: glucosidase, beta, acid
Exons: 12
Coding region: 159-1727 (522 amino acids)
Biological process (GO): glucosylceramide catabolic process
Molecular function (GO): glucosylceramidase activity
Source: RefSeq, a predicted model, not a curated record
CAUAUGUAACGUCACAUGACUGGCUAAUAGUGAGGAAGUGCGUAGGGAAAGUUGUUUGGCAUGACAUUUGAUCAAAUUGGAGAAACAUUGUGUGGAGGACUGACAUUUUUAGUAACUCUAUAGGACAUGAGGUAAACUACAGGAGCAUCUAAGAUAAAAUGGUCCUUUCAUCUCUGUCACCUGUCCUUUGGGGGCUUGUUUUCGUGGCAGCACAAGUGAUCCUCUCUGCAGGUUACAAUAAAUGUGUUGCCAGAAACUUUGGCCAUGACUCUGUGGUGUGUGAAUGUAAUUCGACAUAUUGUGACAGCAUUGGACCUGUCAGCCUCCCUCCACUGGGCCAGUUCUCGUCCUACCUGAGCAGCAUUGCGGGCAGCAGACUGGAGGCCAGUCAGGGUGAAGUUCGGGCUAACAGCAGCGGAGGAAGGCUCAGGUUGACUAUAGUUCCCUACCAGAAGUACCAGAAGAUCAGGGGGUUUGGAGGGGCGAUGACAGAUGCAGCAGCCAUCAACAUACUCUCUCUUUCUGCUGGUGCACAGGAGCAGCUGCUGCGGCAGUACUUCUCCAGUGAAGGUAUCGGCUACAGUGUAGUGCGUGUCCCCAUGGCCAGCUGUGACUUCUCCACACGUCUGUACACCUAUGCUGACACACCUGGAGACUAUGAUCUGCACAAUUUCACUCUGGCCCCAGAAGACAUCAACAUGAAGAUCCCUCUCUUGCAGCGUGCGCAGGCCUUGUCUCCUCGCCCUCUGUCUCUGCUGGCCAGUGCCUGGAGUGCCCCCGCCUGGUUGAAAACGAACGGUGCACUCACAGGAAAGGGCUCCCUGAAGGGCCAGCCAGGGGGCAAGGAGCAUAAAACCUGGGCUCAGUACUAUGUCAGGUUCCUGGAGGAAUACGCUAAAUAUAACUUGACCUUCUGGGCACUGACGACAGGAAAUGAGCCCUCUGCAGGAAUGAUGACAAACUACAGUUUUCAAGCCCUGGGCUUCACUCCCGAGGAGCAGAGGGACUGGGUGUCUCUGGACCUGGGCCCUGCCCUGCAUGCUUCGUCAUACCCACACACACACGUCCUCAUACUGGAUGACAGCCGCAUUCUGCUGCCCCACUGGGCCAAAGUGGUCUUAAGUGAUGUUCAUGCAGGAAGGUACAUUCAUGGUGUGGCAGUCCACUGGUACUUAGACAGCGUUGUGCCACCUGGCAUCAGCUUGGGAACCACCCAUGACCUCUACCCGGAGUAUUACCUGUUUGGCACAGAGGCCUGCGCUGGUUGGAACCCGCUACACAAAGGAGUGAUGCUGGGAAGCUGGGACAGAGCUGAACAGUAUGCACAUGACAUUAUAGAGGACUUGAAUCAUUAUGUGGUCGGCUGGACUGAUUGGAACCUGGCGCUGGACCCAAACGGUGGACCAAACUGGGUUAAAAACUUUGUGGACAGCCCUGUUAUAGUCGAUGCAACACGUGAUGUCUUCUAUAAGCAGCCGUCUUUCUACAGCAUGGCCCACUUCAGCAAGUUUCUGUGGGAGGGGUCUCAGAGAGUGGGGGUGUCUGCCAGUGGAGAGACACACCUGGAAUUUUCUGCCUUCAUCCGACCUGAUGGCUCACUAGUGCUCAUCAUACUCAACAGAUCAUCAUCAGACAUCCUGUUUGAAGUCUGGGACCCUGCUGUGGGUUACAUCCCCUCCACUGCUCCAGCUCAUUCUCUGCUCACACUCGCUUGGAAAAGGCAGUGAUCAUUAAAGCAGUUUCUCAGACUGCGUAUUUGUUUCAGCUGAACCACAUUAAAAGCAUUUCUCUGCGAAUUUGCACACAGGAUGAUCAUAAAACCUCCUGAUUUUAGGGCCUUAUUUUUUGUUUAGCUGCUACCUCUGGACCAAAGCAAGCAAGAGGAACCUCUGACAUAAAUGUAGGGCGAUUGCAUCACUAAAUCAUUCCUUUUGGCAGUGUGGAUACAAACAGGAAAAAAGCCCUUGUAAGCGCCUAGUUCUUGAGAAUGAUUUCCCAGUGUGGCUUUGGGAGUCUCCAGAACUGUUUAGUCCAAAAAUCCCUCUAAUACAAAAGCUGUUUUAAGUAUGUUUUCAAUUUCAUUAUCACACAGACAUCUUAUUUUGUUUUGCUGUGAUUUUUUUUUUAAACAUAACUUGAGUAAUUCCAGUAUUCAUUUAAAAUAACCACAAGAAACCAGACAUUCAACACAUUAUUUCCCCCUUCAAAUGUCUGGGGGGGGAAAUGAUGCCUGUGCUACAUAAUCACUGGUGCCUUGAUUUCCUUUUAAUAACAUAUUUGACAUGGCUCUGAUCAAAUCAUGUAAUGCACUGAAUCUGUAAAUAAUUUAAGUUGUUGCUAUUUAAUCAUAUUUGCUGAAUAAAGCAAAUUGUUUGAAAUUUGAAGAGUAUCUUUCAAGGCAAAGAGGAACAACUAUUACAUGGAUUGUGAGCAAUGAAAAUGAAGCAAUGACUUUUUUUCAGUUUAUUAAUACAUCAUAGACAGUUUAUCAUAGACAUUUUUUUCAUAUAUAUAAUAUACAGUUUCAUUACCAGGUAUUUCACAUUUGGGCCUCCAUUCUCAUGUUUAUUUCUUUGCAAACUUUAAGUUGUUGGACUAAAAUUAUUUACAUCAAAAGUGAUAAAAAUGUGAAACAAAAGACAGUCGUAAACAGAGGAAUAAAAUGACAGAGGGAUGCCAGCUGUUUAUACUAUACACACUAGGAGGAGCAUGUUGAAAUAUGAAGCAUUGUAUAUGGGGCCAAGCUCUGAGGAUUUAUUUUUAUUCCCUUGCUGGUACUAUGGGUAUUUGUUUUGUUUUCUUCCGAUUUAGAAGAGUCCUGAAAGGUGUCUUGAAUCCCUUACUUUCCUCUUAAGUUAGUCAGACCUUCUGUUUGUGACCAUUUUACAGCAGCGACUCCACGUGCUUCCUAUACAAGACUCUGUUGUGCUCCUGUAUUGAGAAACACUACAGAGUGUGGACACAAAAACAUAAACACCUUUACAGUCCAAUCCAAUUAAACACUAACAUAUCAACAGUCACUCGACAUGUUCCUGACACAAUCUCAACAAAGAACAUUAUACAGACCCUUCAUAAACAGCAUUUAUUUCAGGGAUAAAGGUGUUCAUGCUGUUAUGGGUUGCCUCUGUGCAUGCGUAGAGUGAAAAAAAAAAUCACCUACAGUCUUUUCAUAUGCUUACAGGGCUCAGUUGCAGGAUUUAGGUAAUCUUAAGAUGAAUGAAGAGGGAAAAGCAUGAAGAAGUCUGGUAUUUCUCCACCAGUCUAUUGCAGCAGUAAUAUUUAAAGAAAAAAUGUGAAAGCAGUUUCCUGGAGGGUUCAAAGUACAGAGGACAUGGUCUUGAUAAACAAUCUAGGCUGGUUUGUUAUUAGGCAA